GAGGUAGCUAGAGAUAUACUAGGAAAGCAGGCUAGAUCGACCAGAGAUGCAGAGCCCGGUGGUGAAUGGCACAUAUGCUGCAGCAGAUGGAGCUGUUGCCCCUGGUGCUGCUGGCAAUGAUGUGGCAACUCCAAGAGUUGCUGCGAACAACCAUCGGAGAGAUGAACUAAAAGCUCGAGCAGCAAAUGCAUGUGCUGACAGCUGUUUGGAGGCAUGUGACGUAGCGAAGGCAGCAACAGUGAAGGCUCAAGCAGCUGCCGCCCGCUGUGUUCUGGCACGCGACGAUGCCGGAACAGCGGCAUUGCUAGUUCGAAAGGCUCCUAUAUGCAGUGUUGCCCAUAAGGAAGCACGCAGAGCAUAUCGAGAAUCCGCUGACGUCCUUAAGGAAGCACGGAAGGAUGCAGUCGCAGCAGGGUUGGCAGCUCGAAGAGCCGCAGUAAGCUGUGCUGCGGCAAGCCGCCGCGCUGUAUCGGCGGCUGCGGGAGCUCGAGAAAUUGCUAACUGCUGUGUUACAGCAGGUGGUGUCAGAGUAGUGGCGGCGGCGGCGGCUGCUCGAGAAGCUGCUGACCGUUGUGUUGCGGCCACAGCUGCCGCCAUCGUUGCCGAUGCAGCCACAGCUGCCGCCAUCGUUGCCGAUGCAGCCGAUGGUGAUAGUCUCCCAGCGGUGCCCCGUGCUGAUAGAGCAGCAUCAGAAGCUAGAAAAGCUGCUGAAAGUUGCGAUGAGGCAUUGUCCGAUGCAGGAGCUGAUAAAGAUUUUCUGGACAAGAUGCGGGGCUGGCUGAUGGCGGUGACAACGCUCUUUGUGGGCAUCGCAUUCCAGGCGAUCCUGCAUCCGCCAGUCGGGAUGUCCAGCUGUGACCACUGUUAUAAGUCAGGUGGAAAAACCGCGACCGCGAGUAUUGAAACAGCAUGUUUGUACUUGGCCUUCAACACGAUUACCAUGGCAACAGCAAUCACAUUGCUGGUAAUGCUGCUGGCCAUGAAAAAAACCAUGUCGUCUAUAGUAACCCUCCGUUUCAUAAAAAGUCUGCUGUCGGGCCUCGCCGUGACUGUUGCCUGUUCCUUCAUCACAGCAACAUCCGGGGGUCAGAGGGUUCAACUAUUUACUUUGCUUGUCUUUGGCACGUACGUCUUUGUAGUUUCACUCCAUCCUAUCCUUAGGUUUUAUUUUCGCCUAUAAAGGUACAAGGGAAACCUCUGCCCGUGUAAGUGUAUCCAUUAGUGUUUGAACUUUGAACUUUUCCACCACUGCACAAGGAGCUACUGUUGAAGUGUAUGAGUGGAUUGUACCAGUAUUUUCCAUCAGUUUUGAUUUUCGGAAUA
Molecule: messenger RNA, 1323 nt
Organism: Lolium perenne
Lineage: Eukaryota; Viridiplantae; Streptophyta; Magnoliopsida; Poales; Poaceae
Source: RefSeq, a predicted model, not a curated record